Molecule: messenger RNA, 822 nt
Organism: Miscanthus lutarioriparius
Lineage: Eukaryota; Viridiplantae; Streptophyta; Magnoliopsida; Poales; Poaceae
Source: the annotation of a GenBank genome assembly
AUGGAUCCGAGCGCGGUCAGUUUCGACUCCGGCGGCGCGCGGCGGGGCGCCGGCGGCAGGCAGAUGCUGCUCUUCGGCGGCGGAGGCAGCGCCAACAGCAACGGCUUCUUACGAGGUGUUCCGAUGGCGGUCCUGUGCAUGGACGACGCGACGCGCGUGGGCAAGCGGCCCUUCUUCACCACACACGAGGAGCUCCUUGAGGAGGAGUACUACGACGAGCAGGCGCCCGAGAAGAAGCGCCGUCUGACGGCGGAGCAGGUGCAGCUGCUGGAGCGGAGCUUCGAGGAAGAGAACAAGCUGGAGCCGGAGCGCAAGACCGAGCUGGCUCGCCGCCUGGGGAUGGCGCCACGCCAGGUGGCCGUGUGGUUCCAGAACCGCCGCGCGCGCUGGAAGACCAAGCGGCUCGAGACCGACUAUGACCGCCUCAAGGCUGCCUACGACGCGCUCGCCGCCGACCACCAGGGCCUCCUGGCCGACAACGAUAGCCUCCGGGCACAGGUGAUCUCCCUAACGGAGAAGCUGCAAGGCAAGGAGACAUCCCCGUCGGCGACCACUGCUGCCCAAGAGGUCGACCAGCCAGACGAACACACCGCUGUGUCAGGCACUGAGAAACUGCUGGCGCAGCAGCUCAAGGACGACCUCCACAGCAGCGGUGACUGCACUGGCCAUGGUGCCCUCUCUUCGGAGGAAGAGGAUGGUGGUGUGGUCAGCAACGAGGGCUGCAGCUUUGAUCUCCUGGAUGCCAUGUUCGCUGCAGGGGUCACCCACCAUGGCGCCGAGGAGGCGCAGCUGGCCAACUGGACAUCCUGGUUCUGGAACUGA